Messenger RNA from Cetraspora pellucida, 792 nucleotides. Lineage: Eukaryota; Fungi; Glomeromycota; Glomeromycetes; Diversisporales; Gigasporaceae. The record is from the annotation of a GenBank genome assembly.
AUGUCUCUUGAUUUAGUUGUUUUGGGUCUUGAACUUUCUUUUCGACAAUUUAUUGAAAAUCUUAUAGUUAAUAUUCCAGAAUUUGAUGAUUUUGAUGAUUUUUUAAGUCCAUCAAAUAAUUUAAAUAUUAAUAGAAUUAAAGGAAAAAUAUUCGAGUAUUUUAUAUAUAAGAUUCUUAUAAAAAAUAGAAUUAUUGUAUGUAUAAACACAACCUUUAUCUCAUUUUCAAAAAAAAAGUAUUUUACAUUAUUGGAUGAUUGUGUUGAUAUUCAUGGUCGAUAUGAAUUGUUAAAUUUUUCGAUUCAAUGUAAAUUCAAGAAUCCAAAUUAUAAAAUUCCUGUAUCUGAAAUUCGUGAAUUUUUAAAUAUGGCCAAUCGAAGAAUUGAUGAUAGUCAACAUAUUGGAUUUUUUGUUUCAAAUGUUGGAUUAGGUGAUAAUGCUGAAAAUGAAUUAAACAGUUCAUCUCUUAAAGACAAAAUUUGUAUAUGUUUAUAUUAUGAAAUUGUUAAUAAGAUUAAAGAAUAUGCAAAAUUAUUAAAAAUUGAUCAAGAAGAAUUAAAAAAAAGUGAUCAAGAUAGAAAAAGAAAAUUCAUAGAAUUAAAACAAGAAAAUGAGAUUCUUAGAAUGGAAAAUAAAAAAAUUAAACAAGAAAAAUAUGAAGUUUAUGAAAAAUCGAUUGAAGAACUUGAGAAAAAAAUUGAAGAACAAAAUAAGAAAAUAAACAUAAAACUCGAAAAUCAAUCUCAAGAAUUUAAUAAAAAACUUGAUAUGAUCUUGAACAAAUUAAAUUAA